GCCAUGUGGGUCCCUGGGAUUGAACCUGGGUGGUCAGGCGUGUGUCUUUACCCAGAAGGCCAUCUCACCAGCCUCCAAGGCCCAGUUUAGAUCCCCAGCAUUGGAGAGCGGAGGCAGGAGGAUUGGGAGGUUAAGGUUAUCCUCAGCUACGCCGUGAGUUCACGGCGAGGCUGUAUGGAGCCUUGUUUCAAAUAAGAAAGACCCAAAGAAGGGGGAAGUCUGUGCAUUUGCAUGCUGGUUUGCACUUGAGCCCGAGAGUGACCGUAAAUACUAUUACAGUGGAGAACACUGGGGCAAAGGUGGGUGUGUGUUCACAGAUGGUGAUAAGCUGGGCGGGGCCUAGCAAGAACAGUCUGUUCAGGUUCUCCCCUGCCCUGAUGUCAGGGGCAAGCAUAGAGUGAGGGGCUCAGGCCUGGCUUCAUGGGAGAAAGGUGGGGUAAAAAGAGGGGGGUCUUCCUGUCUCUGCUACCUUCCCAGAUGUCUAGAAUGGAUGUCCUGGACCCCAUUAGUGUAGUAGCUAAAUUCACUUGGACGUGGGUGUCUGGGCUUGCCUGUCUUUUCCAUCUGCUGGCUGCCGGCCUGAGCAGGCUACCGGUCCUGCCCACGGGGCCACACCACCUGCCUGCUGGUGUACAACCAACCCUGUAAUUUUCUAUAAAGGCUAAAGUCCCAGAGCGGGCACCUUGAUAAGGUGCCGCACAUACUUCUGGUAGGGGAAUGCGGUUUAUCAGGAAGGAACUCUUGGCUCCAGCCCUGGGCAGCCACCCAAGGCAGCCAAUGCCACAGGUAAGGCCCAGCAGCAAGGGAGGAGCAGCUAGGACUACCCAGAGACUGGUGUGCCUGCCAGGAGGUGCCAGGAGCCUGGGCCUCUCGGACUGGGCCAGGCAGGGCACUGGACCAACUGCAACCUUUAGGAUCCACAGGCCUCCGGCUCAAGCAGUCGGACUUACUCUUGAGCUGUUACCUCUGGCCUCGGCAGAAGGAAUACAUCUAGUGUGGAGACAAAGGGCACUCAGCAAGGGUGUGUCAGGAAAAGAGAAGUCCAGGGGUUACGGCAAAGUCUGAGGUAACUGGGGCUACCGAUGUCACCCGCCUUCUUCUCCCCACUUCUCACUUCGGCACGGCUGCUGGCUGGAAGAGGUCCUCAGAUCAGCACCUCCUGGUUCCCAUUUUAUAACUUGGGUACCCCGGAGGUAAAGAAGACCAAAGGAUCUGAGUGAGGCCGCCUUGCUGCAGCGGGUCUACUGUGAGCCACGAGACAUCGUGGGGAAAGUCCCGGAUAUCGUCAUGCGUGACAGCCUCUAAUUAAUCAUCAACCCUGUAACGUGAUCUCUAGCCUAUAAAAAGGGAACCUUCAGAGUCUCAUAAACCUGACCACUGGCCUUCACAGACAUCUCCAGAACCGAGGACUUGUGUCCCAGGAGGAGCCCAGACUAAUGGGUGCCCGCCUCAGUCCUGAGGCCAACGCUGAGGUGCCCCGCGAGGCUCUUAGUUUCCACGGGGAUGCCACCGGCUCGCAGGUGCAUCUGGAUGACCUGCGGAGCACCGCGCGUAGGCGCUCCACGUUCCACGAUGGCAUCGUGUUCAGCCAGCGGCCCGUGUGGCCCGGCGAGCGUGUAGCGCUGCGCGUGCUGAGACACGAGGCCGGCUGGUGCGGUGGCCUCCGCGUGGGCUUCACGCGCCUGGACCCUGCGCACGUGGCCCCGGCCUGCCUGCCCCCCUUCGUGUGCCCCGACCUAGAGGAGCAGAGCCCCACGUGGGCGGCGUUGCUUCCAGAGGGCUUCGUUCGCGCGGGGAAUGUGGUCUGCUUCUGGGUGAACCGCCGAGGCUGGCUCUUCGCCAAGGUCAACGCUGGCCGCCCCCUCUUGCUGCGCAAAGACGUGCUGGCCCAGGGCGCCCCGCUCUGGGCGGUGAUGGAUGUGUACGGGACCACAAAAGCCAUCGAGCUGCUGGAUCCCAAAGCUGAUGCCUGGAUCACCAACGGGGAGGCAGUGCCACAGUCUGAAGUCACGUCAGGAGAGGAGUGUGUCAUCUGCUUCCACAACACUGCCAACACCCGCCUCAUGCCCUGCGGCCACUCACACUUCUGCAGCGCCUGUGCCUGGCAUGUCUUCAAAGACACGGCCAAGUGCCCCAUGUGCCGAUGGCAGAUUGAGGAGGUGGCUGUCGCAACUUCAACGAAGACUGGAGAAGGCUCCUGAAGAGAUGGGACCUGGCUCUGAGCCAGGCCCCUGCAAAAGGAGAAACCUCUGUCUAGACGUGGGUCAGCGAGCAUGGUCACAGGCCACCAAGCCUGAUCUUGGGUCAGCAAGCCUUGUUAGCCUCGAGGGAGGCUCAGUGACUCUUUCCUCAGCCACAAGUUCGGAAGAGGUUGAUAUGGCAAAGAGAAGUCUCUCUGGCCACUUUGGGAAACCCCCAGUGUAGCAGGGGCAGCCUGAGCCCUCAAGUUACAGCUGAGGACGUGAAGGGACGGGUCCGUGUCUGGCAGAAGCGUCAGAAGCAGGGACACAGAACAUGGUGAUUUUCUUGUCGAUUUGUAAGAUAAUCAGAAUAAAGUUUGUUUUUGUAUUGAU
Messenger RNA from Peromyscus leucopus (white-footed mouse), 2573 nucleotides. RefSeq names its product neuralized E3 ubiquitin protein ligase 3 (gene Neurl3). The transcript is spliced from 5 exons. Lineage: Eukaryota; Metazoa; Chordata; Mammalia; Rodentia; Cricetidae. The record is from RefSeq and is a predicted model, not a curated record. Bases 1437 to 2201 code for a protein of 254 amino acids.